This is a messenger RNA of Gigantopelta aegis, 2898 nucleotides long. RefSeq lists its product as uncharacterized. The transcript is spliced from 5 exons. Gene Ontology annotation, cellular component: nucleus. The coding region runs from base 199 to 2859 and encodes 886 amino acids. The record is from RefSeq and is a predicted model, not a curated record. NCBI's taxonomy places the organism in Eukaryota, Metazoa, Mollusca, Gastropoda, Neomphalida, Peltospiridae.
AGUAAACAAUUAAUGAAGUAACACUGGUUUACACCCGAGUUGUUUUGGGCGUGACUGUUGACAAAGAAAAAUCAACCACAAGAAUGUUAUGGCAGCAUAUCAUGUUUACUUUGAUAUGCCGUCUUUAGAUGUGUAUAAGAAAAAUACCUAGCUACACACAUGUAAGUGGAUGAAUUGGCAGCCAUCAUAUUGAGAAGAAUGGAUAGAUCUCAUAUACCAAGUGUUAUCCAAGGAGAUGUAGAACUUCAUGAUAUUUCAGCAAGCCCAUCUGUUGAAUUGUCCCACCUCCUGACCCCAUCACUGCCAGAUGACAAGCUCCAGGCUGAAAUCAGUCUAGACUUUGAUGGCUCGUGCAAUGCUCAUGACUCUGUUCUGGGCUCAUCAUUUCCACUCGGUAGAGAAUCUGAUGUCUCAAUGGGGGAAGAUGAAUGUCUGGAUCUAUCAGUAACUCCUAGUUUUGAAACGGGCCUCUCAGAUUAUGCCCCGACCUGUUUUGACAGUGGUACAAUCACUCACUCCAUCCACACUCACCCUGUUUGUGCAGUCAGUGAGUCCGUCUCCAGUUUCAUUGGGAAGGAUGCACACACUGACCGAAGCCAACAGGAUUCUGUAGCGAGUGCCCAGAUUCUAAGUGCAUCUCCAUUCAUUCUAGGAAGCACCAGUGCUGCUAACUUUGUAAAUGCUGUUUUGGAGAACUUGCAGUCUAGAUCUUCAGGUGUCUUGCAACCAACACCAUCAAUUAUCUCUGUAGCACCAGGUAUUUUUGUUCUGAAUACACUUGGCACUCCUGGCAUUAUUGACUUGCCAUUAAGAACGAAUCCUUCAAAUGAUCUGGGUACUGGUGUUCCUUCUGCAUUUCAGACUGCAGUAACUUUGGCACACAAUAAUUUAGAAGUUCAACAACUACAGAACAGAGAUUCAAACAAACUAAACUCAUUUGUUACUUCAAAUAUGAUUAAGCUUGAAAUUCGAACAGUUCCUUUUAGUGAGCAAUACCCAUUGGUAACAAGUGAUGACCGUUCUACGGUACUACCAUCCAAUAUAAAUCUUCCUUUAUCAUUAACUCCAGAAACCUUUUGUGAAAAUAUCUCCUCCUCAUCCAGAUAUUUGGCAUUUGAUGGAAACCUGAUAAUGCCAACGUCUGUCAUCCAAGCAGAUAAUGUGGUGCAGUUGGAAGACAGAAAUAUGCCUUUGGAAGAGACUUAUUGCCAUGUGGUUAAGGAAAAAGAAAGUGGCAUAGGUGAAAGUAUGAAAACGGAUACACAAACAGAUAUGUGCAGUGAUUCCAAUGUAGAUGUUGCAUGUAAAUGUCUUAACAAGAAAGACACGCAGACAUCUACAUGUACAAACGAAGAUGGUAAAUAUGAUAAUAUGAUUCUGGAAACUGUCAUGCGAGAUGGCGUAACUGAAAGUCCAUGUAAUGACCUGAAUUCAUCCAGUUUAAUGUGCUCUGUUGAAGGCAGUUUGUGGUCGGAUGUUGAUCGAUUUUGUACAUUUUCUGGCAAAAGUGGUACAGAAUCCAUCAAAAACAUACAAGAAAAUGUGAUACCUCUUCCAUCAAAUGUUGAAUCUUGUAGAGUUAAACACCCGAAGGAGGAUAUUCAUACUCAGGACAAAAUUAAAUUAGUGGAAACAAUCCUAAAUUCACAUACAUGUAAGAUCAUUCAAGACAGUCCAGUGCAAAGGUCAGGUAUCGUCACAACUUUUAAGACUGUCAUUGAGAAAGAAAAGGAUUUAGCUUCUUUAAUGACUUACGUCAAAAAUUUACACGGCAUUAACAAUGAGACUGCUUCAGGUGUUGAAGGAAGCUGUACUGAAAUGGAGACAAGCACAAACCUGGACACUCCUGUUUCCUCUUCCAUGACCAUGUCAGCAUGCACCACCCGUGAGGAGGAGGCGGCUGAUGAGGAUGGCGUCUUUUCUGAGCAGCUGUCAUGGGAUGGAUGCAGCAGUGGUGAAAUACAACCAGCUACCAGGGUUUCUGGAAGUAAUAUAGAAAAUAGUGAUGCUGUCCAGGUUGAUAACACUGACAAAGACAAAAGAAAAUCAAAGUUGAAAUUUAAAAAUAAUGAUGGUGAAUUGAACACCGAUAAAACUAGAGAAGACACCCCAGUUCUUGAGACUUCUCCACAGCAUCACACAGCCAUAGGAGAAGCAUCUACCUACAGUGAGGUCAAGACCAAGACUAAGACUGGUGAGUGUUCUGCUUUGAAACCAGAAAACAAUAACAUUUCCACACCUUUUCCACCCAAGGUACCUGUGAUUGCGGAUGAGGGUCAUGAACUGAUGACCUGUACUCUUGAGUCGGGUGGCCAGACUGACCAGGAUAUUGGUGAACAAGAUACUGAACAGACCACAGAAUCUGGCAUUAGUGAGUGUGAACUGUGUAACGCUACAUUCACCAGGCCAGGAAACUACAAGAGGCAUCUGAAGCUGCAUGAUUUUAAACACUGGAACAACAAUCGCUAUAAAUGUGACAAGUGCGGGCGGUCGUUUCUACAGCACUGUGAUCUGAAGAGACACACACUGAUACAUGAAAACCGAGAACCAUAUAAAUGUAGUGUGUGUGGUAAAGGAUACAUCCGAAAGAGUGACCUUGUUGUACAUCUGCGGUUCCACAACAAAGAAAAAGUCUUCAAAUGUGACCAGUGUAGCAAAAGCUAUUACCAGAAUGGUGAUCUGAAGCGACACAUGCGCACACACACGAGACAGGAGUUGCUGAUCUGUGCAUACUGUGGCCGGAAGCUAGCUAGACAGACCACCCUGCUGCAACACAUGCAGACCAAACACAAGGACAUUAUCAUUGAGACCUUCCAAAGUGUCGAGAAACACAAGCAAGUAGAAGACUGUGGCACGUGACAUACCUGACACUCUGUAUUAAAUAUGUUAUCAUCUCAA